AUGGGGCAACUAAUGAAGAAGAACCCAGAGUCCCGGAUCUGUUACCUAGAAGGCUUAUGGAGUAACAUCUUUGCUGUGAAUCUGCUUGAUGUUUGGAAUGCCUUGAGCAGUUCAGAUGAAUUUUGGCAGCAACAUAUCCGAGACAAAAUAAAGAAUAUUGAGAAAAAGCAUGUUCUGUCUAAGAGCUCUUCCUGCCUGGGAGCAUCUUGGAUAAAUCCUACAGGGAUGCUGUCUAAAAUAAUUACGGAUAUUUUAACUGAUCGCCCACUACACCAUCAUAUCCAUAACUUCCUAAGAGGCCUCCAGUUUCACAAAGACUACUAUGAACAGAGCCCAUUUCCUACGUGGAACGACUGUCAGCUGGACUUAUUCCCUAUUCAACUAACACCAUCAGAAGAUGACCUGUGUCUUGUUGAUGCUGCCUAUUUCAUCAAUACCAGUUGUCCACCACUCUUGAGGAAGGAGAGGAAUGUGGAUAUCAUCCUGUCAUUUGAAUACUCCUUGAGCACAGCAUUUGAGGUUAUUCAAUUUGAUUUAUCUUUUUGCUAG
Emys orbicularis (European pond turtle) is the source of this 549-nucleotide messenger RNA. Its product is annotated as cytosolic phospholipase A2 delta-like. Gene Ontology annotation, biological process: glycerophospholipid catabolic process. Lineage: Eukaryota; Metazoa; Chordata; Testudines; Emydidae. Gene Ontology annotation, cellular component: cytosol. The transcript is spliced from 4 exons. Gene Ontology annotation, molecular function: calcium-dependent phospholipid binding; calcium ion binding. Bases 1 to 549 code for a protein of 182 amino acids. The record is from RefSeq and is a predicted model, not a curated record.